AAGAAAAGAAAACAGAAAAGCCAUCCGAAAGGUUGCCUCCAGACUUUGGAGCUUUCCCUUGGGAGUGAUGGAUCCGCGAUGGCCUCAUGGAGGAAGAUCCACCAGCAACCAGUUGCGGAUUUGCCUGCUCCUUGGGAUCGCUAGUUGCACCCCACCCCACCCAUCCUCAUUUUCUACCUCUGGGCCCUCUCUGCCUCCUGCUCGGGCCUGCGCUUUUUGGGUCGCCCCGCCCGCACACGCCGGUCACUCUUCACGGUCUGGGUUGUCUUGUCACCGUGUCUGUGUCUCUUCCUCCUCCCUGCAAACCCACACUAUGCCCGGCUGUGGUCUAGUUUGACUUGCUUUCCGCUCAGUCAUCCAUAUCCAGUCCUCUCUCUGUUUAAUGUGAUUUGAUUUGAUUUUAUGAAUACUUUUAUUUAUUUUAUUUUAUUUAUUUAUUUAUUUUUUAUUUUUGUUUGGUUUUGUUCAAUCUCAGUUGAUUGAUUGAUUAUUAUUAUUAUUUUUUUUCUUUGGGCCAACUUGCUCUUCGAUCAUCAUCGUCAU
This is a messenger RNA of Aspergillus pseudonomiae, 543 nucleotides long. RefSeq lists its product as uncharacterized. The record is from RefSeq and is a predicted model, not a curated record. Bases 68 to 337 code for a protein of 89 amino acids. The transcript has a single exon. NCBI's taxonomy places the organism in Eukaryota, Fungi, Ascomycota, Eurotiomycetes, Eurotiales, Aspergillaceae.